Molecule: messenger RNA, 19181 nt
Organism: Lymnaea stagnalis (great pond snail)
Lineage: Eukaryota; Metazoa; Mollusca; Gastropoda; Lymnaeidae
Source: the annotation of a GenBank genome assembly
AGACCCUAAAGCCCGUUCAAAGCCAGGUCUUCAUCAGCGGUGAUCUUUCUAACCACGGAGCCCCCAGUUUUGACAGGCUCUUCACGUCUGCGUUGAUGGAGCAUGUUCCGUUUGUUGAAAAUUGAAUCUGGCUGUUAAUGGCACGCAUUUUCUGGCUGGCCCUGUCAAUAAUCAGAUUUUGAUGAACUUCACGGCGAGACUGCUCCAGCCACAGGUAUGUGCUAAUGUGUCUUUGCUUAACUGCUCGUUACUUAGUGGAUUAUCCGAAAGAAAACGCUCACGCAUACCAAUAAUAAUAAAAACUGAAAAAAAGGGGGGGGGGGGAACGCGCCACCCCGUCAAACCGUAAUGUAUCGUCUGCGAGCAAGUACGUCACCAAUUAGCCCCAGCUGUUAGUUCAUUAACUUCACUUCUGUACGCGGCUGCAAGUCCGUAAACAAAGCAUGGAACAAGGCUGCGAAUGUAAAUAUGAGAAGUGGCUCCGUGCUUCUUUUGUUUAGACGAGUUUAAAGGGUGUUUCUGUGUAGCCUGGGUGUUGCGGAGUUGAGGGUGUCCUGUGAUGUUGCCAUUUUAUUUUUUUUAGGUGGCUGAAUUGUAGAGUACUUCAUUGUAUGUGUACCAAAUGGCACAAAGGCUGCUUGACUUGUUUUGAUGAAAGUUGCAAGAACUGUUUGCGACUGCUCCAACAAUGUUGCCAACGUUGCUUUUCGGUGGCUCGGUUGCAAGAACUGUUUAAGGAUAUAAGAAAGGUUGCUAGUGUUGUGUUGCAAGAACUGUUUAAGGAUAUAACAAAGGUUGCUAGUGUUGUGUUGCAAGAACUGUUAAAGGGUGUAACAAAAGAUUGCUAGUGUUGUGUUGUAAGAACUGUUUAAGGAUGUAACAAAAGAUUGCUAGUGUUGUGUUGUAAGAACUGUUUAAGGAUGUAACAAAAGGUAGCUAGUGUUGUGUUGUAAGAACUGUUUAAGGAUGUAACAAAAGGUAGCUAGUGUUGUGUUGUAAGAACUGUUUAAGGAUGCAAAAAAAGGUUGCUAGUGUUGUGUUGUAAGAACUGUUUAAGGAUGUAACAAAAGAUUGCUAGUGUUGUGUUGUAAGAACUGUUUAAGGAUGUAACAAAAGAUUGCUAGUGUUGUGUUGUAAGAACUGUUUAAGGAUGUAACAAAAGGUAGCUAGUGUUGUGUUGUAAGAACUGUUUAAGGAUGCAACAAAAGGUUGCUAGUGUUGUGUUGUAAGAACUGUUUAAGGAUGCAACAAAAGGUUGCUAGUGUUGUGUUGUAAGAACUGUUUGAUUGUGAAUCCACCAAAGUCUGUUAGAGUUGUAUGUCGGUACAAGUUAUAAGUGCAUAUUCUCAUGCUCACCCCUCGUGCGUAGAGGCCUAUAUUAUAGAAACUUCUUAGUACUAUAGGCUUAUCAAUGUAAUACAUUGCGAGAAUUCUUUUUUCUUUGUUUACCUCAAGCCAAUGGUUCUCAACCUUUCCAAUGCCACGACCCUUUAAUACAGUUCCACGUGUUGUGGCGACCCCGACCAUAGAAUUACUUUCGUUGCUACUUCAUAAAUAUGUUUUCCUAUGGUCUUAGGCGACCGCUGUGUAUGGGUCGUUUGACCUUCAAAGGGAUCCCGCCCACAGGUUGAGAACCACUGCCUCAAGAAGCGAACAAUAAGUUGUAGAUGCUAAGAGUUUUAUUUUAUCAUAUUGUAAGAACUGUGUGCUUAACUUAGACUGGUGUUUAUCAAUCUCACAACACAAGCGCCAUGUCCAUAAUGGGUGUCAUCUUUACAGAUCGUCACGUUACAAAAACUUUGAAAUAAAUCCAGAGUCGUAGCGAGACUAUUUGGCGCUCGAGGACAUCUGUCCCCCUGCCCCCCUUUCACUACACCUCUGAAUCAAGCAUAUAUUUGUCCCAAGUCCUUUUUAGGGCAUUACAAUUUCGAUAAUUAAUAAUAUAAUUGACACGUGAAGCUGCUCAAAAACUAGAUACCUCGAGUCCUGGAGCGUAUUUUAAUGAAUGCAGAAUAAACCAACAUACCCCAACAUAUCCGCACAUAUCCGCAGAUGCGUAACAUACCCUAAAAUGUCCCAACAUACCCAAACAUAUCCCCACAUGCCCAAUAUACCAUAAAAUAUCCCUACAUACCGAUACCCCAACAUACCUUAACAUGCCCCAACUGAUGUAAAGUUUCAAUGAUAUAUAAAUAAGAAUGAGCUAGAGGCACAUAACGCCAAAAGGGAGAUAUGAUUUAAGUGCAUUCGGAUUCCGAAAAACAAUCAUAGCUAUUUUCUAUUAUUUUAAGGAAAGCGAAUAAAUUUAAGUGCGCAAAAAAUAUUCUAAAUCCGCUUUUAUUUUAGUAAAAAUUUAAAUAUUAUUAUUAUAAAUUACAAAUACAUUUAAAUUAUCAACAAAGGAACUAUUUUAGCCUUUUAUAUGUGUUUGAAAGUUAUGAAAAAAUAAAAAUAAUAAAACAAACAUGAUCAAAGAAUUACACCGAAAUCACAUUUAUCGGGAAAAUCCAAGCAUCAGUCGUUUUCAGUGCGUCUUUUAGUGCUUUGAUAAUAUUGCGAAUUAAAAUAAAAAUUAUUUUGUUCUAAAUAAUCAUGCAAAUGCCGUCAUAGCGCGUAUAGCCUAUUUCGCAAAAACUCUUAGGUUUCUUUAUAUUUAAUAACAGUGCGUGACAAACUGAUAAUGUAGUAUAUUCCCUUCUUAAAAGUAAAAUUAUAUGAAUACAAUUGAUUGCAUUUUAAAUGGUUUAUAAGACACACACACAUUUUUGCUUUGUAUAUUUUGACAUUUAAAAAGUUUUGCCUGUUUUGAUUCCAAAAAUAUACUUUUAUUAAAUUUAUAACGUAAUAAAAAUUACAUUUGACUAUAAUUCUAAUAAGAAAAUGUGGUUUAAGACAAUCAGUACAGCGCAACUCCAUAGCUAAAUAGCAUUCACUAAUCCACUUAUACCUCAUAAAAAUAAAAACGAACCAUAUGAAGUGCUAAAGAUGUUAGUUUGGGUAUGGAAGGGAUAAAUUUGGGGUAUGGAAGGAAUAAUUAUAAUAAAUAAUUAACCUUCUUGGGUACAUACAUAUCGGAGGUAGGAAAUAGGAUGUGUACAUUUUUACGUAGAUUAAAAUAUGUUUAAAUCUUAUGGUAUUACAUUUGUGAAAAAAAAAGAUUGUGCAUUCUCUUUUUACAAAUAUUGGCGUGUUCAUUUUGCCCAAGGCAAUACAAGAUAGUCCCAAAAUAAAGGAAUUAAUUUGAUUAAUAAUUAACCUUCUUGGAUACAUACAUAUUGGAAAUAGGAAAAAGGAUGUGUAUAUUUUUACGUGGAUGACAAUAUAUUUAAAUCCUAUGGUAUUACAUUUGUGAAAAAAGAGAUGUUAAAUUCUCUUUUUACAAAUAGUCUAAACAUAUGUUUACCAAUUAAGAUAAUCAAUGGCCUUAACAAACCUUGGGUACAUUUAUAUAAGUAUACCCAUGAAUAUCAAAACCCAAUAAUUUUACACACUUGAAAAAUAAAUUUUGACAAAUGAAGAUGGGUAAAUAUUUCCUGGGUUUUUUGUUGUUUUUUUUUUAAUGAAAAUAUUUUUUGUUGUUGUUAUGUUGCAAAAAGUAAAGAGUUGUGUAUUCUUAUGAGAUUAACAAUUUAUUUUUUUAAAGAGACAGUCAAAUCUGAUAUAGGCGUGAAAAACAGUUGCGAGAUUCGUCUUAGAUAAAGAAUUCUUUGUUUUACGAUUUUCUGAUAAUGUAUAAUUUUAAAAAAAUGCAAAAAUAUGUGUAAAUUUUUUUAUGAAGAUAUCAAUAUAUAUAAUAUAUAUCGAAUUCCUGUAAUACAAAUAUAUAUAUAUCAUAUAUACGGUAAUAAUAAUAAUAAUAAUAAUAAUUACUUUUGUUUUAAAUUUAAGAUUAGGUUUUUAAAAAAUUUUGAGAGAAAAAAGUUGUAAUUCAAGGGCACGAAAAGGGGUAAAUCAAAGUAUUUCUCUAGCGUAGUAAUUGUCACUCAAUUAAUUUCUUUAGAGACAAACAUGAUAUAAUUAGUGAUAAUUUAGACUGGGUAAUAUAAGGCCAUGUUUAUAGGGGGAAAAGUAGUUUAGGAGGGUGAAAAGGUUUAGGAUGCGCGCAUCAUAUAGGGCAGAUAAACACUUCACAAAACUUAAUGAUGUUAGAAACUUAAAUAUCAUUAGAUUUUAAAAGUUAGGAAUUGGGACGAAUUCUUGCAAUAGCAGUUAAAAAUUAUCGCAAAGGACCUAUCAUUAUUAUCCCGAUAACAUCGGAUCAUUUAUUCUAGUACUAUUUAAGAUUAACAUAUUAUUUAAAGGAUGGCACCAUCUUUAAAGGAAGCCACCAUCUUUAAAGGAUGCCACCAUCUUUAAAGGAAGCCGCCAUCUUUAAAGGAUGCCACCAUCUUUAAAGGAAGCCGCCAUCUUUAAAGGAUGCCACCAUCUUUAAAGGAUGCCGCCAUCUUUAAAGGAUGCCACCAUCUUUAAAGGAAGCCAACAUCUUACCCUGUUUAUUUAUUACACUGAACACGCGAGUGUUUUGGGUCAAGUAAAGUUAUUAUUUGAGAUACCCUGGUUAUUUACUGAUGGUUUUUUAAAAGUGUGUGGGGGCGGGGGUAGUCUCUGCAUUGUUUUUAUUUUCUUCUAAGUUUAAACUAGGUUUCUUUAUCAACUCCCAGAACCAUGUCUCCUUCUCCUCUUUCAUCCUUCCAGACCCACUUUUCUUUCUAUCUCAUCCUCCCAGUACCACCUUGCCUCUCGUCCUUCUAUCAUCAUUUCGCAAUUCUCCCCUAAGUCUCCAAGCACCACUACUAUGUAUUCCCUCACCCUCCCCCUUUUCCCAGCACCAAUGCUAUUUCUCUUCUCCUCCCCUCUGAGCUCAAUUUCUAAUUCUACUCUCUCAUCCUCCAAGUACCACUUCCCCACACUGAAAUAUGUAUCCCGUAUCCGAUCACAGAUAAAGAGCUAAAAGUUCCAGGGUAUGUUGCACGUUGUAUCUCGUAUAUCUUGACAUCUCAGCAUAAGCGUGUUCGUGUCUCGGUUGCAUGCAGGUUAACACAUUCGUCUUCCAAGUCGGGAUAUGUUGUGUUUUAUGCAUGGUGUGCUCUUUGUGGGGGGCGUGUUGUACUCUAUGUGGGGGGGGGGUGAUGUACUCUAUGUGGGGUUUUGUUGUGCUCAAUAGUGGGGCGUGUUGUGCUCAAUAAUGGGGCGUAUUGUGCUCUUUGUGGGCUGUGUUGUGUUCCAACUGGAGUAUGUAUUUUAUGCAUGGUGUGCUCUUUGUGGGGGGCGUGUUGUACUCUAUGUGGGGGGGGGUGAUGUACUCUAUGUGGGGUUUUGUUGUGCUCAAUAGUGGGGCGUGUUGUGCUCAAUAAUGGGGCGUAUUGUGCUCUUUGUGGGCUGUGUUGUGUUCCAACUGGAGUAUGUACGAUACACAGUGCGUUCUAAAUGUGGCGGGCUCUAUUUUAUUACGUUGAGCUCACAGGGGCGUGUUCUCUUUUGGGUGUGCUCAACAAGGGGUGUGUUCUAUAUCUACAUCAUAUAAAGGGAUGUGAUCUACGUCUUACAGAACAAAACAAACGCAAAUGAAUGACUUUCGUCAUGUCAUUUAGACAUCUCUGCAGCAUACCAUACAAUGCACUGCAGCAUACCAUACAAUGCACUGCAGCAUACCAUACAAUGCACUGCAGCAUACCAUACAAUGCACUGCAGCAUACCAUACAAUGCACUGCAGCAUACCAUACAAUGCACGCAGUAUUUUCAGACAUAACGUAAUAUAUCACUACAACGUUCUGAAAAUCUAACACAAAUCUCUAAUAACAAAUCAAAGCCUGGCUGCCUUCAUUGACUUUAGAUAAAUGCUAAUUAAAGUUUGUUGAAAUAGAAAUUUUUGUUUAGAAACAAUGACAAUAAAACUAUGCUUAACAGAAACGAAUCUGUUUAACAUUGUUAACACGUAGAAGUUAUUACCUCCCCACACAAUUCUUUUGGCGGCGAUAAAUACCUUCGCACCGCCCCACUCCCUCUCACAGCACUGCACGCACGCACAAAAAGGCAUGUGUUUUUUCUUAAGAGGAACUCUCAAUAAGAAAACCUAGCCCAGGAUUUAGCUAAGCUAAUGAUGAAACCCGACUUCGGAGUAAGUGGCUCUCAGUGGGGGGCGCCGGCAGCUUAGGGCGUCUUAAGUGUGAUAGAGCAAUCACGGGAGACGCCCUCUCGUCAUUCCAGAGCAUAAAAUGGAAUUAUGGCGGUUGCAGCUGGUAUGUGUAAGAUGGGUGUAAAUAAGUAUGUGCGUGUGAGUAUGUCAAUUGUCUAUCCCAUAACUUGUCUAUCUCAUUAGGCCAGUGUUUCCAAACUUUUUUUUUUUUGGGGCCAUGCCCCAACUAAGCCUUUCUAAAAUUCUUAUGCCCCCCCCCCCCACCAUUUAUCAUAUAUAUAAUUUUUAAUUUUCAAAAAUAGGAUUAUUCACUGAAUGGAGAACUGAAAUUCAUACGAAAUAAUUUUCAUGAAAGAUUUUUCUAUAUUAUUUUAAUUAUUAAUAAUUGUUUAUUACUUAAAUUUAGCGAGAUGUUUGUGCUUGAUGCUUGCUGCAAAGAGAUUUUAUGUUAGCUUCCACUUUAGUAAGCCUCAGUCUCAAGUCUCCUUGUUGUGUUAUGUCCAGCAGAUUUCUUUUUUGUAUGUGUGUGUGUAUUUUAAAUAUCAGACAAAUCCACUGAAAUUAUCUGCAUCAUACACGUUGGAAAAUCAAUUUGUUUCAAAUAAAAAAAUAUUAUUUUCUUUUAAAUCACCCGAUAGAAUUUUUAGAUGAUCGACGAUAACAAGUAUAUAGCGCAGUGGUUCUUAACCUGGAUUCGAUUGAACCCCAAGGGUUCGGUGAGUCAGUCUCAGAGGUUCGGCGGAGGUCCAAAAAAAAAAAAGAAAAAAAAUCAUUUCUUAUUUUUCUUAUUAAGAAGGGUUCGGUUAAAUGCGCAUGUGAAACUGGUGGGGUACCUCCAACAAGGUUAAGAACCACUUAUAUGGCGUUAUCAGUCACUUAGUCACUACACAUUUUUGGAGCCAAUGAAACUUUUCAAAAUAUUUGUUCUAAAAUUUUUCUGACAUAAUUUAAUAAAGGUAAUGAAACCAAAUAUCGUCCUUUUGCAUCGAGAAGAGUUUUAUUUGUUCCCUCAAGUUGGUUAUAUAAUAUAUUUAGUUUUUUUUAAAGAUAUCAGCUAAAUAACUCACAAAUGCUUUACCAUCGACCGUGAACAGAUACUUCAUAUCAGGUUGGUCACUUUAAAAAAUCACAAGAGUAUCAAUCUUUUCAAGCUAUUCCCCCUCGGCAGCCAUCUCAUUUCAGUGUGAGGGAAAUGUCUCCCAUAGUCUGCGUUUUGUUCUUCACAAAAUAGCUUGAAGAGACGUUCACAUUUGGCAUUAGCUUUAUUAGCAUUGCUACACUUUGUAACUGAAUUCAGUCAUUCUUUAGAACAGGGGAAAUGUUUUUAGCUACCAAGUUUUCCCUAUGAAUAAAACAAUGCACAAGUGGUAUGUCUGGAUUCUCAUCUGUCAUCAAUUUUAAGCAGGCAUUUUUCUUGCCCAUCAUAUUAGGAGCCCCAUCUGCAGCACAAGAUGUUAUAUUUUUCAUUGGUAUAUUAUUGAAAUCUAAUUAAUUUUUAGCUUAUUAUAUAUAUCUUUGGCGGUAGUGGUGCUUUCUAAUGAUUUAUAGAACAAAUCAGCAAAUAUCCUUUAUUUAAUAUAUCUUACGUAACUUAUCAUCCCAUCAUACAGCCUCACUGUCUCUCAAAGUUGAUUCAUCCGUUUGCAGUGAAAAUUUUAUUGUUAUCAGCUUUUCAACAAGUUGUAUUUCAAUAUCUUCACUCAUUUCAUUUCUUCUUCAGUAUUGCUACUGAGUGGCAUAGCUUUCACGUCUUUGUCAUCUUUUUCCAGAACCGUUAUAAGAAAUGCUGAUAUUUAUGGCUUGAUUAAAUUCUCUCCUAUAUUAUUAUUUUUCCCAAGAUUUAGCAACGAGUAGGGAAAUGUCAUAACUCGCCUCAAGAGUACGAUAGACAGUUGCAGUAUGAGAAGUAAAUAGAGAAUUUAAUGUUGUUGUUUUUUCUUUCAAAAUACGGUACCCGCUAAAUCAUAGUAGACGGUUGGUUUUCAAAUUCUAGACAGCUCAUUUUCAAAUUGCCCCCCUAAACAAUCAAAUUGUCGUCCCUCCCCACCCCCCCACCCUGUUGGGCGUGGGCCCCUCGUUGGGAAACACCGCAUUAGGCAAUCCCUCAAAAGUUGUUGAAUGAGGCUGAGUAGCUCAAGUUUACGUUUAACAGUUCAUUUUUUUGUGUCUCGGGCUGUAAUAAAAGAAUGAGUACAGUAACUAAGUUUUUCUUUCAAUGGGGCUAUUUUUACCACUUUGUUGAAUACCUCAGUCCAGGUGUGUUUUUUUUUCACCAGGGCGUGCCGGGGUGGGGGGUGGGGAGUGAUCAAGGUUGCGGGGAGAGCCCGGAAUUUUAUUUUUAUUUAUUGUAUUAGAACAAUUGUUUAAUUUGUAAGGAGGGGGAAGUGUUUUGAAAUUGAAAUAGAAACCAGAACAGAGAGUAGGAGAGAGAAAGAGAGAGAGAGAGAGAGAGAGAGAGAGAGAGAGAUAGACAGAGAGAGAGAGAGAGUGUGAGAGAGAGAGAGAGAUAGACAGAGAGAGAGAGAGAGAGAGAAUAGCAGUGUGAGCGAGAGAGAGAGAGAGAGAGUUGAAGAGAGAGUGAGUAUGAGAGAGAGAGAGAUAUAGAGUGAGGGAGAGAGAGAGAGAGGGGGAAGUGUUUUGAAAAAGAAAGAGAAAACAGAAGAGAGAGUAGGAGAGAGAAAGAGAGAGAGAGAGAGAGAGAGAGAGAGAGAGAUAGACAGAGAGAGAGAGAGAGUGUGAGAGAGAGAGAGAGAUAGACAGAGAGAGAGAGAGAGAGAGAAUAGCAGUGUGAGCGAGAGUGAGAGAGAGAGAGUUGAAGAGAAAGUGAGUAUGAGAGAAAGAGAGAUAUAGAGUGACGGAGUGAGAUAGAGUGAAAGAAUGAGAGAGAGAGAGAGAGAGAGAGUGCAUAAAAAGUAAGAGAGAUUAAGAAAGUAAGAGAGAGGGAAUGAGAGAGUGAAAGAAGGAGAUGAUAGAGAGUGACAGAGAGAGUGAGAGAGUAAGAGGGAUUGAGAGAGAAUGCGUGAGAGGAAGAAAGAGAAUGAGAGAGUGGGAGAUUUAGAGGGAGAGAGAAUAAGAAAGAGAGAGUGAGAGUGAAAGAGAAAGAGAGAGAAUGAGGGAGAUAGACAGAGAGUGAGAGUAGGAGAGAGUGAGAGAGAGAGUAAGAGCUUGAAAUGGAGAGAGAGAAAGAAAGAGAUAGAAUGACAGAAUGUGAGUCAGAGAGAGUGAGAGAGAUUAAGGAAGAGUGAGUAAAAAAGAGAUAGUUAGAGAGUGAGAGUGAAAGAGGGAGGAUGAAAGAUAGUGAGAGAGUACCUGAGAGAGUGAGAGUGAAAGAGAGGAAGUGACAUAGUAAGAGAGUCAGAGAGUGAGAGAGUGUGAGAUUUAGGGAGAGAGAGAAAGAGUUAGAAAGACAGAGAGUGAGAUAGUACGAGUGAGAGAUUAAUAAUGAGAGAGAGUGAGAUAGUACGAGUGAGAGAUUAAUAAUGAGAGAGAGUGAGAUAGUACGAGUGAGAGAUUAAUAAUGAGAGAGAGUGAGAUAGUACGAGUGAGAGAUUAAUAAUGAGAGAGAGUGAGAUAGUACGAGUGAGAGAUUAAUAAUGAGAGAGAGUGAGAUAGUACGAGUGAGAGAUUAAUAAUGAGAGAGAGUGAGAUAGUACGAGUGAGAGAUUAAUAAUGAGAGAGAGUGAGAUAGUACGAGUGAGAGAUUAAUAAUGAGAGAGAGUGAGAUAGUACGAGUGAGAGAUUAAUAAUGAGAGAGAGUGAGAUAGUACGAGUGAGAGAUUAAUAAUGAGAGAGAGUGAGAGAGAGAAACUGAAAAAGAGAGAGUGAGAGAGAGGGAGAGAAUGAGUGAAAGAGAGGGAGUGAGAGUUAUGGAGUAAGAUAGUGAGAGUUAGAGAGUGAGAUAUUUAGAGAGAGGAAGGGUAAGAGAGAGUGAGAGAGAGUACCUGAGAAAGUGAGAGAAAAAGAGAGAGUGCGAUAGAGUACCUAAGAAAUUGAGAGAGACAGUAAGAGAGAGAGAGAGAGAAAGAGAGAGUGAAAGAGAAAGUGACAUAGUGAGAGAGAUUUAUAGAGAGAGGAUGGGAGAGAGUGAGAGAGAGAGUAAAGAGAGAGUGAGAGAAUAGUGAAAGAGAGGGAAUGGGAGUUAGGGAGUGAGAGCUAGAGAGUGAUAUUUAGAGAGUUAGAAAGUGAUAAAAAGAAUGAGAUUGAAAAAGAGAGAGACAGAGUACCUAAGAGUGUGACAGAGAGGAAGAAACACAGUGAGAGAAUCAGAGAGUGAGAAAGUCAGAGAGUGAGAGAUUGAGUGAGAGAGAAUUAGAGAGAGAGUGGAGAGAGUACCUGAGAAAGCGAGAGAGAAAGAGAGGGUGAGAGAGAGAGUGACAGUGAGAGAGUGAGAGAGUGAGUGAGCGAUUAAGAGAGAGAGAGAGAGAGAGAGAGUGAGAGAUUAAGAGUGAGAGAGUGACAGUGAGAGAAUGAGAGAGUGAGUGAGAGGGAGAGAGUUAGUGAGUGAGAGAGUGAGAGAGAGUGAAAGUGAAAGAGGGAGAAUGAUAGAGAAAGAGAGUAACUGAGAGAGUGAGGGAGACAGAUGUGAGAGAGUACCAGUGAGAGGGAGGGAGAGAGAGUACAUGAGAGAGUGAGAGAGAGGAAGUGACAUAGUGAGAGAGCGUGUGAGAGAGUAAGUGAGAGAGUGAGAUUGAGGAAAAGUGAGAGAGAGAGUGCGAGAGACGAAGUGAAUAGUGAGAGAGUCUGUGAGAGAGAGAUUGAGGGAGAGUUAGAGAGAGAAAGAGUGAGAGAUUAAGAGUUUGAGAGUGUGAGAUAUAGGGCUUGAAAGAUAACAGAGAGUGGGUAAAAGUGAGAGAGCGAGUAAGAUAGUGAAAUCGAGAGUGAGAGAGAGAGUGAAAGAGAGUGAGAGAGAGUGAGUUAAAGGGAUAGACAGUGAAGGUGAGAGAGAGAGAGAGUAAGCGAUAGAGAGAGUGAGAGCGGAAGUGAGAUAGUGAGAGAGAGAGAGUGAGGGAGAGAAAGAGAGAGAGAGAAGUGGAAAGAGAUGGACAAAAAAAUAGCUCAGAAGAGAAAGAAAGGCGUUGAAUAUAAAUGAUCUAUGCACCACUGGGGAUCCAUGUAGAGAAAACACUUACGUCACCCUAGAUAGCCCCUUAAGUCACUCUCUAUAAUGUAUGAUCUAUGAUGUCAAAAAUAGUUUUGUAUCUUGUGCAAGAUAAACCAAAAUACAUUUACCAGUUAUCCACAUCGGUGCCUGACUGAGGGCUCUUUUUAUUGAGAUUGCUGGACGUUUUCAUUGGAGUUGGUCGUUAAAGAUAAGAUCAUAAAGGGAAUUCGUUGACGAUAAUUAACACUGGAGGGGUGGACUCGGGAAUGCAUCUUUUUUUGUGUGUGUAAAGAAUGCUUUAACCUUUAAGUUUUCUAAUGUUCACUGUAAGUUCUUAGCGCCUCUGUACUGCCCCGCAUGUGGCAAGUGUUCAUUCUCUUGUACAGAAAAUGUGUUCUUAGAGAUAGGAACUAUAAAACAAUGCAGCUAAAUCCUGUAUGCUAGAAAAGACUGACUCCACUUGGCUCAAUGUACGUUCAAGGCAUUUGCUGAUUGUGCUUUUUUGGUACGAUAGAUUUACUAAUAGACGAUUUUUUCACCAGUGUCGUAGGGUGGGGGCGGUAGGGUGGGGGCGGUAGGGUGGAAUAGGCCGCACACACCGAUAUCUCCAAACACAAGUAUAUCACACACUGANGGGUGGGGGCGGUUGGAUGGGGGCGGUAGGGUGGGGGCGGUAGGGUGGGGGCGGUUGGAUGGGGGCGGAAAUUGUUCUGUAAAAAGGGACACCCCAUCUCUCUGUCAACCCAAGAUGCCAACUGCAUGUGGUUGUUUUUUUGAGGAUGGUGGUAGCAAAACUCAUGCCCGGGAUGGAUGUAGCCUUAGCUACGCCACUGGGGUAUGGAUGUAGCCUUAGCUACGCCACUGGGGUAUGGAUGUAGCCUUAGCUACGCCACUGGGGUAGGGAUGUAGCCUUAGCUACGCCACUGGGGUAUGGAUGUAGCCUUAGCUACGCCACUGGGGUAGACCAUACCAAACGACACUGAAUCAUAUGACUGAGUGAAGGAAAUACCUAAUAAAUGAAUUCCUAAUUAAUGAAUACAUUGAAUGCCUAACAAAUGAAUGCCUAAUUAAUGAAUUCCUAAUGAAUAGAUGCCUGAUAAAUGAAAGCCUAGUGAAUGAAUGCCUGUGUAAUUUACUUUAACAAUGUUUCCAGAUUUUUAAAAUUAGCUCUCCGAAAAAAUCCAUGGGGGAAAACGGGUGGACGUACCAGGUUCUCCUAUCAACUUCAUCCCCCAUACCUAUAGGUGCCCCACCCCCUUGAUCAUAUCUAUAAAUAGAUUAGACCCUGACACGACCCGUACACAAGGUGUACACCAGAAGAAACACAGCCGAACGCGUCGGCGUACUCACGGAUUCGCGUGCACCUACAACACAUCAAAGACUGGCCCCGUGUUGCACGAGCUGAGAACGAGUGCUGCGAGUUGUCCCACGGGAGCCAGGGGGAGACAAAGCAAGUGUUUGCUCACAGGAAAUACUGGUCCGUUACGUUGCCAUGGAUCACGCUGAGGUGAAACAACUACACGACCAGGGGUGAAGACUCACACCAAAUUCAGGUUAACGUGUGACAUUCUGUGGUACAUGAUACAUGACUCUCCCUGCUUCCAGUUGCUGUGCAAUAACAAUGUAUUCCUGUUGUAUUCCAGAUUACACGCUAAAUCAUCAGGGCGAUUAAUUUUAAUUUUUUUAAAACAUCAAUUCAACAGCGAAGGGAAAGCGUCAAUUCAAGGUCUUAGAAUUUCGAAGUAAAAUCAAAUUACUGUCGUAAAUUUUCAUGGCAAAAUGUUAUACGAAAUAGUGUUUAGCGCAGAAUUGAAACCUAAAAAAAAAAUAUUUAAUUUUUUUUGUUUUAAAGUUGUCAUUGCACGCUUUUAUUUAGCUUGCGAUUUUGACUGUUUGACUGGGUCAAAUCUUGUAACUCAAUGUCCGAGCUGUUUCCUUCAUCCGAUGGACUUGAAUUCAAUGUUUUUUAAUACCGGUGAUGGCACAACCCUAAAUGAUCAUCGGGUCACCAGGGAUCUCCAAUGACCCUACGGUGGACUCUGCCGGUCAAAUCUUGCAUCUCUAUGUUGACCCACUUCCUGAUCACCAAUUGAAAUGAAACUAUGUACACUUAUCCAACGACAAUUUAACUAGACCAUCGUUUCUCAACCAUUUGCGGUCGAACGUCCCUUACACAGGGGUCGCCUAAGACCAUCGGAAAACACAUAUUAAUGAAGCAUCAGCCAAAAUAAUUUUAUGGUUGGGGUCGUUAAAAACAUGGGAAACUGCAUUAAAGGGUUGUGGCAUUAGGAAGGUUGAGAACUACUGAACCAGACGAUAUGUGACGAUAAAUAAAUGAUAAUAAAGACUGAAACGCACAAAAUAAAACAUUAUAAAAAUUCUUUUAUAUCAAAAAAUGCUUUUUCGAAACAUGUCCUAAAAAGUUGCCGGGCCGCUAAUCGCAAAGCCAUGCACGCAGCGGUACCGCAAUUUUUUUAAAAUUCCAUUAACUGGCAGCAAUGCAAACGUAUACAUGUGUGCCACAUUGUAUUCAUCAAGUCAUAUGACAUCAUUGUAGUUCAUGGGAGUCCCAAGCUUUUUGUUGUUUAUGUUUGUUUUGUUUUGUUGUUUUGUUGUUGUUGGUGUUUUUUUUUUUUGGGGGGGGGGGCCUUUUUUUUAUACCAUUCAGUACAUUUUUUUGAAAAAAAAGCGUGUUUUUUUUAAAAGUAAUUUUUUUUGUUUUUUUGUUUAAUUUUAAAAAUUUUUUUUUUUUUUUUUUUUUUUGUUUUUUUGUUUUUUUUUUGUUGGUGUUUUUUUUUUUUGGGGGGGGGGGCAUUUAUUUUAUACCAUUCAGUACAUUUUUUUGAAAAAAAAGCGUGUUUUUUUAAAAAGUAAUUUUUGUUGUUAUUUUGUUUAAUUUCAAAACAGGGGUUAUAAGUCGAUGGCGCGAAAUCCCUCUUUGGGGAUAAUAUAAGUCAGCUCUUGUAAGGAGUUACAGUUAAGCUUAACUGAAUGGGGAGGGCGUACCCUUCAGUGUAAACAUUUGGGUUCGUGAGCAAAAACAACGGCCCAAUAUUCACGGCGGAGAUUGACUCUGGACAAACAUGUCAUUUCCAAAUUCUUCUCAUUCUGCCCCUAUUAUUUUCACUAUAUAUGUCUUAACAGUCAUUCUCCACAUUCUUCUCAUUCUGCCCCUAUUAUUUUCACUAUAUAUGUCUUAACAGUCAUUCCCCAAAUUCAUUUGUUUCCUUGGCGUUUCUCUUAAGGCUUUGUCUUAAUUUUUUCAAUGUUGUCUACAUCAGUAACGAUUUAUUUUUUUAUCAUCUCGUUCAGGAGCUGACAGUGACCCAGAGAUAAUCUCCAAAGAUGGUGCCCAGAAAAACUGGCCAGGCACUCGUACUGCUGUCUCUCGUGACGGGGCUGUGCCUGCUCUUGACCAACUGGACCGACCCACGCCUGGUCUACCAGCAGAUCAGGCUCAACCCAUUCGGCCAGGCGGCCCACCUGACUGACGCAGCUUUUCAGUUCUCUCCGAAACGGGGCUUCUUACUGGACACGCCCCACUGCAAGAUUCCGGACAUUGACCCUUUCGACCCCGUGGUCAUGCAAAACAUCCGUCGUCACGGAGAGAUCCCUUGCACAACGAAACUGUCGCUGACGUACACCCACGGGUCGGUGCUCAAGUUAAACAGAACCAAGAUCGAACAAGACCUCGGGGGCGACUUCAAGUACUGUCAGUACCAGCCGGUCAGGAGGCCGAAAAAAUACGACUUCGAGUUCGCCUACGACGAUUUCAGCCCCAAAUUCGACCACGACAUCCUGAUACCCCCGGAGCACGAGUUUCUGAGGGUCUACUGUUUCAGCCAAAGCGAGGGCAAGCUGUCCACAAACUUUCACGCGACGGUCGCCCCGAAAGACGGCGUCGAGCAGCGGUGCAACUACAGGUUCGAGCAGCACAAGAAGAAGCACCACCCCAAGGAAACGUACAACGUCCACAUGGUGGGCGUGGACUCAGUGUCCAGAUUGAACUUUAUUCGGCAGAUGCCCCAGACGAGGGAGUUUCUGCAAAGGGAGCUGAAGGCGUUCGAGAUGGCCGGGUACAAUAAGGUGGCGGACAACACAUUCGUCAACAUUGUACCUAUGAUGAUGGGUAAAUUCGUGCACGAGAUCGGCUGGAACGAGACGAUGCUCCGGCAUCCCUUCGACGAAUACCCGUUCUUCUGGAAGAAUUUUUCCAACGCAGGGUAUCGGACUCUGUACGCCGAGGACGCGCCGAAGAUCGCCAUUUUUGUUUACGAUAAAGAAGGGUUCCACGAGCCGCCGGCCGAUUACUACAACAGGCCGCUGUCCCUGGCGAUGGAGAGGGAGAGGAGUGCGUGGACCAAGAACCACCACUGCAUCGUGGAUCGUCUGGAGACCACCAUGCUGCUGAACUACGUCACGGACUUCUCCCGCGUCUUCCGGAAGAAGCCCCAUUUCGGGUUUACGUUCAUCACGAGGCUCACCCACGACAGCCUCAACUUGGCCGGGUCCGCAGACUACGCUUACGUCAAUUUUCUGAAACAGUUCAAGGAGGAGGGCCAUUUCAACAACACAGUCCUUAUUUUUUAUAGCGACCACGGCUACCGUUUCGGCGACAUGCGCACGUCGUAUGUCGGCAAAGUGGAAGAACGCUUACCGUUUAUGUAUUUGGUCUUCCCGCGGAGUUUUCACGACAAGUAUCCGGAGCUGGUUGAAAACCUACGAACGAACGAGCUAAGACUCACGACGCCGUUCGACGUAUACGAAACCUUAAAGGAUAUCUUGUAUUUCGACGGCGCCAACCGGAAGGCCGAUGUCGGCGACCGUGGGAUCAGCUGGCUCCGGGAAAUCCCGAAAGAAAGAACCUGCGGCCACGCCGGGAUUUUACCCCACUGGUGUCUGUGCCUGGAGCAGAAGAGAAUCGACGUCGCCAGCAAACUGGCCUUCAAGAUCGGCAGGGCGGUGGUGCGCCAAAUCAACGACAUGCUUCGUCCGAUGUCUCACGUCUGCGCCUAUCUGAAACUCGGCGUCAUCAACGACGUGGUCCAGAUGGAGUCAAACGAGCGGGUCCUUCGCUUCACCGACAGCUUCCACGAUGUCAUCAACCAAACGGUGGUCUACGGUGACAGAUCUGAGGCACCCAUUGUUUACCAGGUCAUCUUGACGACCGUCCCGGGGGACGCCAUGUUUGAGGCGACCUUGACUUACGAUUAUGCUUUCGACGCGUUCAGACUUGGCGGCGACGUCAGCCGCAUUAAUGCGUAUCAGGACCAAUCGGAGUGUGUGGAAAAUUUCAUGUUAAAAAAAAUGUGUUAUUGUGUGAAAUGAAAUGAAUGAAUUAUUGUGCACGAUUGAUAAAUAGUAAAUGUCAGUGGUGCAAAGGGGUUAAUGUUGGGUCCUUGCAGGUGGACAUUGGAUUAAGUUUGGUAGUAUCAACAAGAUUAUCACGACUUUCCAAAUCGCAAACAUUGGCGGUGCACACCACCACAUGGGGUCUCAAACCACCAGCAUAUAUGAUUUUAAAACCCAUUUGAAAAACUGUUUGAGAAAUGCUGAAAUAAUAACACAGUGCAGCAAAAUACUUACUGACUCCAUACCAAAGUGGUGACAAAGGGCUUUGACCUCGUUUUGUCUUGUUUGAGCUGUUUCUUGUUGGCCAAGUGCAGUCAAAUUCACAGGAAAAAAACAAAGGGCGGUAACUGCUUUGAGAAGGGUUAACCGGAAAUUUUAGCCACACUCAUUGCUCUGUGUGAAAGCCAAAAUGUUUGAGAGAGAACAAAAAAAAUCCCAGGGGAUUAUAUUAUAAUGUUUUUGGUGAAGGCUUUAGCAUUUAAAGAAUUACUUUGAAAAAUUAAUUGUGGAGUAGAUAUUUUGAGGACUUGGUCUAACUAGACGGGAUUGUCAAAGUAACUCUGAAAAUAAUCACCCACUAUUGAUUAACAAUUGUUUAUCGUCAAAACUUAAUGUAUUGACAAAUAUCCAUUUGCCCUACUUAUGUGUACUACACCUUCAUGCUAAGUUGCAGUCUUUGUUGAAAUGCCGGAAGCACUGUUAUAUUUCUGUCUGGCUUGUCUUGUCAGAUGUGUCGACAGCGAUGACAUGACUUAAAUAUUCCUGGUCUGGAGUUCAAACCCAAUGAUUGCCAGACAAGAAAUCAACACAAGAGCAAGCACUUCAGAGUAGAUGGGACCCCUCAACCUCAGAUGGUGGUUCAACUUAAUGAAGGAAAUCGGUACAACAAUCUUCCACCGCCUUGCAACACUGAUUAGAACUUGAACUCAUUGAUGUACAGACAACUCCCGCGACAAGGUGCAAAACUGUAUUGAAACUAACUGGAGAGAUUUUUAGCGUUAUUAAACCUUAGCCAUUUUGAGAUAGAUGGAUGCAAAAGAAUAAUAUUAAAUCACUGCUCCAUCCACUUGGCAAUGAAAAUGAUAUUCAAAACAUUGUUUUAUGUUUUAGGAAUGUGUUGUGAAUCAACGACAAACGCACGACUUUACUCCCACGUUGCUGCGCCUUAUGGUAACAACUCUUCAUCUGAUUCUACUCCUUAGGCAAACCAUGGUAGGGACGGCAAAGCUGCUUAAUCCGUUGCAACUACAUCUAAUGCUGUUCAGUUAUUUCAUGUGCUGUUCAGCAGUACCGCCAUGACUCCAUUGAUUGAUGUUCUGUUUUAAAAGUUGUGAGCAAAACUUUUCUAUAAAAAAUCAUUUUAAAUAGAAAAAGUUCACAUAUUGCAAAGAAUAUUCUUGUAUUAAAAAAAAAAAAACAACAACUGAUUUUUGUGAUUUUUAAAAAAAACAAACUACAAUAAAUAAACCAAAGACUACGUAGCUAUGUAUCUGAAUUGUAACAUGUUGUGUUCUUCUGUUACAAUAGUUUGAGGAAGGCCGCUCAGGUGCAUUCAACCAUGGUAAUGGCCCAUUCAACUACGUAACAAAUGUGAUUAUUGGAAUUAUAAUAUACCCAAUGUAAACAUGAGUUGUUGUUUUUUUUUUUACAUUUUAUAGAGUCGUGAUGUACAAGUGAAAACGUACAUUGAUGUACAAGUCAGAACGUACCUUGAUGUACAAGUGAAAACGUACCUUUAUGUACAAGUAAAAACGUAACUUUAUGUACAAGUAAAAACGUACCUUGUUGUACAAGUCAAAACAUACCUUGAUGUACACAUGAAAACGUACCUUGAUGUACAAAGGAAAACGUACCUUGAUGUACAAAGGAAAACGUACCUUGGUGUACAAAGGGAAAUGUCUCUUGAUGUACAAGGUAAAAAGUACCUUGGUGUACAAAGGGAAAUGUCUCUUGAUGUACAAGGUAAAAAGUACCUUGAUGUACAAGUGAAAACGUACCUAGAUGUACAAAGGACAACUUACCUUGAUGUACAAAGGAAAACGUACCAUGAUGUACAAAGGAAAACGUACCAUGAUGUACAAAGGAAAACGUACCAUGAUGUACAAAGGAAAACGUACAUUGAUGUACAAGUGAAAACGUACAUUGAUGUACAAGUGAAAACGUACCUUGAUGUACAAAGGAAAACGUACCAUGAUGUACAAGUGAAAACGUACCUUGAUGUACAAAGGAAAACGUACCAUGAUGUACAAAGGAAAACGUACCAUGAUGUACAAAGGAAAACGUACCAUGAUGUACAAAGGAAAAGGUACCAUGAUGUACAAAGGAAAACGUACCUUGAUGUACAAGUGAAAACGUAACAUGAUGUACAAAGGAAAACGUACCAUGAUGUACAAGUGAAAACGUAACAUGAUGUACAAAGGAAAACGUACCAUGAUGUACAAAGGAAAACGUACCAUGAUGUACAAGUGAAAACGUACCUUGAUGUACAAAGGAAAACGUACCAUGAUGUACAAGUGAAAACGUAACAUGAUGUACAAAGGAAAACGUACCAUGAUGUACAAAGGAAAACGUACCAUGAUGUACAAAGGAAAA